Monoraphidium neglectum is the source of this 897-nucleotide messenger RNA. Its product is annotated as dihydrofolate reductase. Gene Ontology annotation, biological process: dTMP biosynthetic process; tetrahydrofolate biosynthetic process. NCBI's taxonomy places the organism in Eukaryota, Viridiplantae, Chlorophyta, Chlorophyceae, Sphaeropleales, Selenastraceae. Gene Ontology annotation, cellular component: cytosol; mitochondrion. The record is from RefSeq and is a predicted model, not a curated record. The coding region runs from base 1 to 897 and encodes 298 amino acids. Gene Ontology annotation, molecular function: dihydrofolate reductase activity; thymidylate synthase activity. The transcript has 5 exons.
AUGUCGCUGGUCGAGUCCCCCGCCCUCCGCCGCGGCAUCGAGCACGUGUUCGUCAUCGGCGGCGGCCAGGUGUACCGGGACGCGCUCGCGUCAGAGCGCUGCGCGGCGCUGCACGUCACCCACAUCGAGGACGACCCGCCCUGCGACACUGUCUUCCCCGCCGUCGACCCCUCGGCGGUGGACUGCCCCUUCCGCGUCUGGAGCGCCGCGGCGCCCAAGCGCGAGGGCGGGGUCCGCUACUCCUUCGUAACCUACGUGCGGGCUGGGUCCGGCGGCAGCGGUGGCGGCAAGGGGGAGGAAGCUGACGAGAAGCUGGAGGAGCUGCGGCUGCCGCCCGGCAUGGCCAGCCGCCACGAUGAGAUGCAGUACCUGGAUCUGGUGUCUGAGCUCAUCAACGAGGGCAACCCCCGCGGCGACCGCACGGGCACCGGCACCCUCUCCAAGUUUGGCGUGCAGAGCCGCUACAACCUGCGCCACGGCAUGUUCCCGCUGCUCACCACCAAGCGCGUGUUCUGGAGGGGCGUGAUGGAGGAGCUGCUGUGGUUCAUCCGCGGCUCAACAGACGCCCACGAGCUGCGGGACAGGGGCAUCCACAUCUGGGACGGCAACAGCAGCCGCGACUUCCUGGAUGGGCGCGGCCUGCACCACAGGGAGGAGGGGGAUCUGGGGCCCGUGUAUGGAUUCCAGUGGCGCCACUUUGGGGCGCAGUACGUGGACAGGCACACGGACUACAGCGGCCAGGGCGUGGACCAGCUGGCAGAGGUGGUGCGCAUGAUCCGCGAGACACCCGAGGACCGCCGCAUCAUCCUCACGGCCUGGAACCCCGCGGCCCUGCCAGACAUGGCGCUGCCGCCCUGCCACAUGACGGCGCAGGUGCGGCCGGGGCCACGCUUUUGA